Molecule: messenger RNA, 1512 nt
Organism: Oryctolagus cuniculus (rabbit)
Lineage: Eukaryota; Metazoa; Chordata; Mammalia; Lagomorpha; Leporidae
Gene: TEX28
Product: testis expressed 28
Cellular component (GO): endomembrane system
Source: RefSeq, a predicted model, not a curated record
UCAUUCCCUCAGCAUAUUGAAGGUAUUGUACAACUGUCUUCUGCAUUUCAUCGAUGCUGUUGAGGAGUCAGCUUGUAUUCUGAAAGUCAUGGUUUUAAAGACAGAAUAUGCCAAGAGCCCAAGCACAAGCCUCCCAUCCAGCGUGCCUUCCUGCAGGUCCCUGUCAUCCAGCGAGGAUGGCCCCAGUGGUCAGUCCAGCCUCUUGAAUGGGGAGCUUGCCCGAAACUUGCAGGACAGCAUCAAGCACCGCAUCCUCUACCUGGCAGAGCAGCUGCGGGUGGAGAAGACCAGUCGGGAUGAGAACACCAUGGGCUACCUCAAGCUGGUGUCCAGAGCUGACCGGCACCAGGCCCCGCACAUCCGGCAGGCCUUUGAGAAGGUGAACCAGCGCACCUCUGCCACCAUCGCGCAGAUCGAGCGAAGGCUCCGUCAGUGUCACCAGCAGCUGCGGGAGCUGGAGGAAGGCUACAGGCCCAAGGACUCAGUGCUGAAGGCAGAGGGCAAGCAGGGCAACAGCUGUGAGUCCCCGACGCAGGACCGGAAGGAGAGCUUGGCCGCCAGCCGGCAGGAUGGUGCAGAGAGCUGCCUUGCAGGCUCCCAGCCGGGGAAGUUCCCAGAGCCAAGGUGUGGGGCCCAGCAUCGGAACUUGCUGUUGCACCAAGCCAAGGGAGAGCUGAAAGAAGUCAAGCAGCUCCCCUCUAGCCUGCAGGUGUCCUGUCAGAGCCUGAAGCACAAGUAUCUGAUGGACCUGCAGUUGUCCCUGGAGUCCCUGCAGGAGGAGAAAUGCAGACGAGCAGUGCUGGAAGAGCAGGUGAAUGAGCACCUGCAGGGGCACCUGGAUGAGAUUUACCACCUCAAGCAGAGCCUGGCCGCCACUGAAGAGAAAAUGGCCUAUUUGUCCUAUGAGAGAGCCAAGGAGAUAUGGGAAGUCAUGGAAACUUUCAAGAGCCGAAUCUCCAGACUAGAAGCUCUGGAGCGAGUCGCUCAGCUGGAGAUGACGGAGAACCUCCGAAGCCGCCCCAGGGAGUUUCUGUUCAUCUUCAUGAGCCUGCUCCUCACGCUGGCCACUGUCCUCCUGGUCCUCGUCUCCACCGUGUGUGCCUGCCCCUUGUCCCUGGUCAACUCCCGCCUGCGCACGUGCACCAUCCUCGUCCUGCUCGGGCUCGGGGCGCUGGUGUGGCAGAAGCGACACGCCAUCCCCACCGUGGCCUGGCAGGCGUGGAUCCCCUCCCGAUGGAGACUGGAUGCCAAGGACUCCAAGCCCCCGUCAGAUGGAUCUUAAGGGGCCAGGAGUGCCUCCUGCCUGAGAAUGCCGAGUCCCCCCCUCCUUGUGGGUGAUGAGGGCCCCCAGUGAGCACGGCCACCCCAGCCACUCGGAUUCCAUAGCCGCCAGCCCGGUGCGAUGGAGGCACAUGCCCACGCCCCCCACGCUCCGGUUUGCCUCAGUCCUUCCACGCGCCCCAUAGUCCCGAGGCUUGGGCAAGAUUAAAGUCUGUAACGCGCCGCUCUCGU